AAAACAUGUCUACAUUGCCACCGGGAACCUCUACUCUGCGCCGCGACGAAUACUUGAGUGUCAAGAAAGGCAGAGCAACAGAACAGUGCCUACUGAACCUGAUGAGUGUGUUGAGCCUGAAAACCACUCCGAUUCAAUCUUGGCCCUUGAUUUGGACACUGGAAAGAUCGAAUGGUACCGGCAACUAGGAGGGGAGGGUAUGAUGUGUGGUUUUAUCAAUGCAACAAUGCUUCAAUUCCUGGUUGUCCUCCUUCUGGUCCUACUCCUGAUGCUGAUUUUGGUGAAGCACCAAUGAUGUUGAGUGUAUGUGUCAAUGGAACUAAGAAAGAUCUUGUUGCUGCUGUUCAGAAAAGUGGCUAUGCAUGGGCUUUGGAUCGCAACAAUGGCAACAUUACUUGGUUUACGGAAGCUGGACCAGGGGGAGUAGCAGGAGGAGGAACAUGGGGUGCGGCGACGGACGAAAGGAGAGUUUACACAAACAUUGCAAAUUCCGGGGCCAAAAACUUCACUCUUGCACCAUCAAACAGAACCACAACUAGUGGUGGUUGGGUGGCAAUGGAUGCAAGUAAUGGGAAAAUUGUAUGGUCCACUGCUAAUCCUAGCAACAGCACUUCUAAUGGACCUGUUAGUGUUGCAAAUGAUGUUGUCUUUGCUGGAUCAGUAGACCUAUUGGGAUCAAUAUAUGCAAUGAAUGCAAAAAAUGGGAAGAUUUUGUGGUCCUACGAAACUGGAGCAAGUGUCUAUGGAGGCAUGUCAAUUAGCAACGGUUGCAUAUAUGUUGGCAGUGGUUAUAAUGUUAGUUUGUACUUGCCUAGCCUCUCGGGUGGAACCUCGCUAUUUGCAUUCUGCGUCUAA
Messenger RNA from Arachis ipaensis, 855 nucleotides. RefSeq lists its product as uncharacterized. The record is from RefSeq and is a predicted model, not a curated record. NCBI's taxonomy places the organism in Eukaryota, Viridiplantae, Streptophyta, Magnoliopsida, Fabales, Fabaceae.